UUGUAAAACCCAAAACAACAACAUGUGAAAAUUUGAGCUCCAGUAAGAAAAAUGAGAAACCCAAUAUAAAUAUCGUUUUUGAAAGCGGACUCAAUGAUUAUUUGUGUGAUUUAAUGCAAAAUCAUCACAUUAAAACGGGAGUUAAUGAAGACAACGUUCAUAUUCUCAAGUCUAGCUUGUCGUUUUUCAAAUCAAAAUACUCUGAAUUAAUGGAAAAAUACUGUAACAUUAUUGACCAAAUACCAGCUGAUUAUUUUAAUGCUAUAGGAGGCUUUGAAGCGGGAACAUUUCUAAAAUUAAAAAUAAUACGGCAAAAAUUCAAAGCUAAAACAAAACUUCUAAACACUGCAUUAGAAAAAGUUGAACAACAGCAACAAAAUAUCCAUACUGAUGAUAUAGUAACAGAUGAUGAAGAAGAUCAAAAGCAGCCAUCAUUAAAAAAAGAACCGAGCCAAAAUAUAAUUGAAGUGAGACCAAAUAAACCCACAAUACAAUUAGAACCCGAACCCGAUUAUGAUAUCGAUGACAUGGAAGAAGAAGAAAGACAAAUGAAAGCCGAACAAAAAGAAAUGAACAAGUGGCAAAAUCCAACAAUUGUACCAACAAACUACUGUAAUGGAGCGCCAGAAGAUGAAGAUGACUUAAUAGAAGUAAAGCCCUCGAGUAGUAGUAGUAGUAAAGAAAAAAUCUCAACAAUUAAUGUAGAUAGGAUGUCAGAAUUGACGCGUUUUAGGGAAGAGCUAGUACAUGAUCUAUGUGAAGAUGAGGAACCUUCGGAAGAUGCCGAACAAACUUAUUUAAAGGAAACAAUAUGUUUGGAUAAUUAUGAUGAUGAUAACGCUUAUAACUACAACUCUAAUUCAAAUGGCAUUAGCGGUAAUGUUGGUGCUGUUGAGGAUGAUGACUGCGAAUUGGACGAUUUAUUAAACGACAUUAAAGAACAAGAUAAUGAGUUAAAUGGUCGUAAAUCCAUGUUCAAUGGUUAUGCCUAUAAGGAUUUUGAUGAAGAAAAGCUACCAGUUAAAGAACAGCCAUCAGCACAGCGUAUCAAAUUUCCAGUCGAAACAAAUCAAACAAAGAAAACACCACAACUUGAUGAAGAUGGAUUUCCAAUUUAUGAUCCCGAACAAUUUGAAUUGGCAUUUUCACAAGCAGCAGCCAAAAAAUCAUCAAGUUAUAAUUACAAUUCCAAUACCACCCCUACGAGCACUAUAACUAUUGAUGAUGAUGACGAUAAUAGACCCAGUACUAGUAGUCACCGUUCAUCUUUAGCGAAUGAUUUGCUAAGAACACCCACAUCAAAAACCGAUAAACGGCCAAAUUUAACAAAAUCUGCUCAAAAAAUAGCUGGUAACUUUCAUUCGAAUGUUCACAAUGAUGGCAUAACCGGUGAAUUUGAUGGCCUCAAUUAUCCGCAUUCUGAAAGUAUGAUGCAAGCUUUACGUUUUAAUUUUGGCCUCAAAAGUUUUCGUCCCAAUCAACUGCAGGUGAUAAAUGCUGCUCUCUUGGGGCAUGACUGUUUUGUGCUGAUGCCAACUGGUGGUGGCAAAUCGUUGUGCUAUCAAUUGCCCUCCAUAUUGACAGAAGGUGUUACUAUUGUUAUAAGUCCUCUAAAAUCACUUAUUUGCGAUCAAGUGAAUAAAUUGGCUUCGCUGGAUAUCUAUGCCAAAAACUUUUCAGGUGAUCAAUCUUUGCAAGAACAACGUGCCAUAUAUUGUGAUUUAGAGACUACACCGCCUCGCAUUAAAAUUUUAUAUGUUACUCCUGAAAAGAUAUCCAAUUCGACUAAAUUUCAAGAUCUCCUAGACACUCUAUAUAACAAUAACUCGAUUAGUCGUUUUGUAAUUGACGAGGCCCAUUGUGUAUCACAAUGGGGUCACGAUUUUCGUCCCGACUAUAAACGUUUGGGUAUAUUGAGAAAACGUUUUCCCAAGGUCAACACAAUGGCUCUGACAGCCACUGCGACACCUCGUGUAAGAUUGGACAUAUUAAAACAGUUGAACUUAACCAAACCAAAAUGGUUUCUAUCUAGUUUUAAUCGUAGCAAUCUCAAAUACACAGUAUUGCCGAAAAAAGGCGCCGCAACUAUGGAUGAUAUCCGAACGUUUUUACGUUCGCGGCCCUCAACAGACAGUGGUAUUAUAUAUUGUCUGUCACGUAAGGAAUGUGAUGAUGUGGCGAAAAAUAUGUGUUCUGUGGGUGUACGGGCAUGUGCUUAUCAUGCCGGUUUGAGUGAUAGUGUACGAGAAUCCCGGCAAAAAGAUUGGAUCACAAACAAGGUGCGAGUCAUAUGUGCUACAAUAGCAUUUGGUAUGGGUAUAGAUAAGCCCGAUGUACGUUUUGUUUUGCAUUACUCCAUGCCCAAGUCAAUAGAGGGUUAUUAUCAAGAGGCUGGUCGCGCUGGUCGUGAUGGUGAAUUAGCCCAUUGUGUUUUGUACUAUAACUAUAGUGAUAUGGUACGCUAUCGCAAAAUGAUGGACAUGGACAAAUCUGUAUCAUAUGAUGUUAAAAGGAUCCAUUUAGAAAAUUUAAAUCGCAUUGUGGGAUAUUGUGAAAAUGUUACUGAUUGUCGUCGAGCACUGCAGUUGGAUUACUUCGGCGAACAUUUUACCAGAGAUGAAUGCUUGAAAAUUAAAGAAACUGCAUGUGAUAACUGCUUGAAACAGAAACGUUAUCAGAAAAUCGAUGCUUUAGAACAAUGUCGCAAAGUUGUUCGCUGUAUCAAGGAUAUAUGUAGUGGACGGUCUCGAUUCACUCUACUGCACAUUGCUGAUGUACUUAAAGGCUCAAAUAUAAAAAAAAUCAUCGAUAAUGGUCACAAUAAAACACCCUAUCAUGGUAUGCUUAAAGAUUGGGAUAAGGCUGAUAUUCAAAGACUGUUACGCAUAAUGGUAACACAAGAAUAUUUACGUGAAGAUCUUAUAUUUGCCAAUGAUAUACCACAGGCGUAUAUAUAUUUAGGAGCUAAAGUUGAAAUAAUCAUGAAAGAGAAAAUCAGUAUGGAAUUCGCCUUGACGCGCAAAGAAGGAAAAGCACAAGCGCUUAGUCUUAAUGAGACGGCUGAGAGUGGAACCAAAGCAUCCUCGAAAAGCAGCCAACAACUUAAAGAGAUCUAUGAACGCUGUUACUCCGAUCUUCUGGAUCUUUGUCGUACAAUUGCUGCUGCUCGUAAUGUUACCAUGGCCAGUAUUAUGAAUAUACAGGCCAUAAAGGCCAUGGCAGAACAACUGCCAGAAACUGAAACGGACAUGUGUUCAAUACCUCAUGUUACAAAAGCGAAUUUUGAUAAAUAUGGUGAAAAAUUAUUAGAGAUUACUAGAAAUUAUGCGGCUGAAAAAUUAUGUCUACUGAUGGAUCUGGAGGAAAUCGAAGAAGCAGAGAAAGAGAAAACAUCUGCGGCAACAUCAUCGACGCUGAAACGCUUACGUGCGGAUAGUAGCGACGAUAAUGACGACAAUGAUGGUGAAGAUUGGGGUAGAACAGCUGCUUCACAAGGCAGUGGCAACGCCAGCGGCAGCGGUAGUUAUCGUGGUGGUAAACGGAAACGCAAUUAUCGUGGUGGAGGCGCUAAGAAAUAUCGUAAAUCAAGUGGUACGGCUGCUUCAUCGUCCUGGGGAGGGGCUACUGCUGGCUUUACGUCUUCGCCCAGACGUAAGUACACAAGUAAAAAAAGUUUCGGUUCGCCGGGACGUAAGAAAACAGCUCGUGGUGGCCGGGGAGGAUCAGCGGCUGGGGCACGUAGUAGUGGCGGGGGUGGCACAUGGAUAGCCAAGAGAACUGGUGCAAGUGGUGGUUUCCAAUUGAUGCCAUUACCCAGUUCAAAAUAGCAUUUUUUUAAUUUUUUUUUUUCAACUUUAAAACAGUUUAUUAAUAUUGUUUGUUACUAUACCGAUAUUUCUUUAGUUUGUAACUGUUAUAAUUUUCAUUAAGUAGAUUUCUUAAGAGCAUUAAUAAGUAUUUAUAAACAAAUAGUCUUAAUUUAAUAAAUAAACUAUGUUUUAAACUUUUUUAAAAUCAAAA
This is a messenger RNA of Calliphora vicina (urban bluebottle blowfly), 4020 nucleotides long. RefSeq names its product Bloom syndrome helicase (gene Blm). NCBI's taxonomy places the organism in Eukaryota, Metazoa, Arthropoda, Insecta, Diptera, Calliphoridae. The record is from RefSeq and is a predicted model, not a curated record. Bases 114 to 3827 code for a protein of 1237 amino acids. Gene Ontology annotation, biological process: DNA replication; double-strand break repair via homologous recombination. Gene Ontology annotation, molecular function: four-way junction helicase activity; ATP binding; nucleic acid binding. Gene Ontology annotation, cellular component: cytoplasm; chromosome; nucleus. The transcript is spliced from 8 exons.